Danio aesculapii is the source of this 2806-nucleotide messenger RNA. It is a transcript of the gene pfn2b, whose product is annotated as profilin 2b. NCBI's taxonomy places the organism in Eukaryota, Metazoa, Chordata, Actinopteri, Cypriniformes, Danionidae. Gene Ontology annotation, molecular function: actin binding. The transcript is spliced from 3 exons. The record is from RefSeq and is a predicted model, not a curated record. Bases 166 to 588 code for a protein of 140 amino acids. Gene Ontology annotation, cellular component: cytoplasm. Gene Ontology annotation, biological process: regulation of actin filament polymerization; positive regulation of actin filament bundle assembly; actin cytoskeleton organization.
GGAGCAGCCGGGACUCUUUCUUUACCGCUCAAACUCACAUUAGAGAAGGGGGGCGUGUGGGACAUUCAGAUAUCCUGCGAGCUCAAAUCGAAACGGCACCAGGCUGUCCGCAUCGUCGUCUUUAAGGUGAAAGUUAACCGGUGUGCGUUUGAGAAGAAGGCAAACAUGUCGUGGAAAGGCUACGUGGAUAACCUGAUGUCGGACGGAUCGUGCCAGGACGCCGCCAUUGUUGGGUGCACCGCGGAGGCUAAAUACGUUUGGGGAGCGCAGGAGGGGGGAACAUUCUUACACAUUACGCCCACAGAAAUCGAUGUACUCGUAGGCAAAGACCGAGAGAGUUUCUUCACCAAUGGCCUGACUUUAGGUUCAAAGAAGUGCUCCGUUAUUCGGGACAAUCUGACAACGGACGGUGACUGGACGAUGGACAUCAGGACAAAGAGUCAAGGAGGAGAGCCAACCUACAACAUCGCUGUUGGCAAAGCCACCAAAACGUUGAUUAUGGUCACGGGCAAGGAAGGUAUCCAUGGAGGGAUGCUCAACAAGAAAGCACAUUCUAUGGCUGAAUACCUGAGGAAAGCUGGAUAUUAAUACACCUCCCAACCUAGCUGCUCAUUCUUACCACUGCUAACCUCUUUUGAUGAGAUUUGCUCCGUCUAUUGGAUUCAAAUUCUUCCUUUAUUUCUGUACCCCCCCCCCCCCCCCUUAUAUCCAAUAGUGUUCAGCACUACAGUUUCAUUGUGAAACAACAUGGUAAAACAUUAGCGUAAAGACUUCAUCUUGGGUGUUUAGUUGAUUUACAAAGGGCGACUAGUCGUUUGUACGCAUAUCUCAAAUCCUGUUGAAUGCACACUAGUUAGGGUGGACGACACAUUUAAUGAACAGGAAUGGUUAAAUAUGGCGUCUGCACUAUCAAAUUUCUGUUUUCCUCAUAGCCAGUCAUCAAUAUAAUCUGGUUAGUUGGGUUUGUCUAUUGGGAUUUGGGCUGCAGGUAGUUUUUCCCUAUCAGAUGUCGUCUUGUUUUAAAUCCUAAAGGUCAACUCUAUGCAUAUUUUCAAACUUCUCUUAAAGUCCUAGUUAGGGCGGACCACAUUUAUUGGAUAAAACAUUAAAUAUGAUGUCAGCGCUGAGAAAAUUUGACCAACUUUGGGUUAAAGAGUUACAAUUCGGCUCUACCAGAACAAUUAUUUAAUAUUCCUUCCCCUUUUCAACGUCUAUUAGGAGGUAUAGUUGACCCUUGGUUUAUGGGUUGCAGAUUUAUUAAAGUUUUUUUUUUCCCCUGUUAGCACUGACUUACUAGAUUAAAACUGCAAAAAGACGACUGUAUAUAUGGCUUUAAGCCUAUUAAAUAGACACUAGUCAGGGUGGACAACAUGAUUAAUGAAUUAAACAAGGUCGUCUUAUCAAUUUAAAUACAAAAAAUUGAAAAUCCAUAUCAUGUUUUCCAUUGGUGCUUUUGGCACUACCUGGCUUGUAUUCUUUCUAUUUAUCGCAAGCAUCCAUUGAUUUAGGAUUUUUAGUGUUCUAGUUGGGUGACCAUUGGGAUUUGUGAGCAUUAUUAACCAUUAGCCCAAAAGGUUGACUGUAUUUGAGCAUACUGAAUGUAUCCUAGUCAUGGUGGACCAUGUUAAAUAUCGAAAAAAUACACUUCAUCAAUUCAUUAACACUAAAUAAAUCGAUUUUUGUGCAUUUUACACCCAUCAGCCCUCAUUUCUAGACCAAAUCUGUGCCAGGUUUAGCCCAAGUCAGUGUGGAUGCCUAAUUUAACUGCUUGAUUUUGUUUUUUUUUUUUUCAUUUAAAUAUGGCGUCUACUCCUACAAAUAUCCAUUUAUUUGAAUUACCCAAAGUACGUCGUCACAUUUUUGACUCUUUAGCACUACUUUGCUAUCACUAGCAUGUAUUAAUUGGGAUUUUUAAGUCAAAUAUUGGGUAUACAUUAAGUUGAGCUGCACUGCAUUUAUACUACCAACAGCUUUCGUUUUUAGACCAAAUCUGGGAAUGUUUGUCUGUAUGCAUAUUUUUGAGCCUACUGAAUGGAUCCGAGUUAUGGUGGACGGCAUAUUUAGUAGACAAAACCCAAUUAAAUAUGGAGUCUACUGGUGCUCAAGCUCUACCUGAAUGAUAAUAUUCCUUCCCUUCAUCAUGAACGGCCAUUAAUCAGGAGGUUGAGUGCUAUACUCUGUUGCCAUUGGGCUACGGUAGCAUUUUAUUAUGAUUUUUCUUUCCCCAUCAGCCACAGAAACUGAAUGUUCAUGUACAUUCCUUCAUUGCACUUACUUAGCUAGCUUAUAUAAUGUAUUUUAAACUUUCCCAUUUCACAACCUGCUCUUCCCCAGUGUAUACGCUUGAGGUUUUGUCCGUCGGACCAAUUUUUGUCACUCCUUGGGGGUUUUUUACGCACUACCAAUGAAACACUAGCGUCUGGUUUUGUCAGCUCUAUCAAGACUUGAAUUUACCGUACAUGGAAAACAAAAUUGCCUUGGAUUUUGUCAUUGGUUAAACUGUCUGCUGUUUUAUCAAGUCCAAAUGUUGAAUAAGUGUGUGACACUCCAAUCAUAACGUGUGUCCUGUGCCAUAAUGUCGAGAGGAUCUGUUGUUAUUGAUUCAAACAGCUUUCCGGAUUAUUCUGUGUCUUUUGUUCAGGGGUUUUGGGAUCAAAUGUUCUGGGAUGUUUGUCAAAACCUCUUCUUUUCCCCUCUACUUUAUCUUGGACACCGUCUGAUUUCAUACGCAUAAACCAAGAAAUGCCAUACAUUUAAUUUCACCACCUUGUUUACAGACAGAUGAAAUAAAUCUAUUCCAACCAAA